This is a messenger RNA of Arachis duranensis, 1608 nucleotides long. RefSeq names its product mitogen-activated protein kinase 9-like. Lineage: Eukaryota; Viridiplantae; Streptophyta; Magnoliopsida; Fabales; Fabaceae. Gene Ontology annotation, molecular function: MAP kinase activity; ATP binding. Gene Ontology annotation, biological process: protein phosphorylation; intracellular signal transduction. The record is from RefSeq and is a predicted model, not a curated record. Gene Ontology annotation, cellular component: cytoplasm; nucleus. The transcript is spliced from 9 exons.
GGAGAAGCAUUGGAGUGGAGGAGAUUGAAAAGCGAAGAAAGAGGGGGAAGCAUUGUUAUAUGGACGGUGGAAGCACACUUGUGGAUGACGUUCGUCAAUUCUUCCAUCGUUUCACUUCUCCAUCUCCUGAUAUUAACUCUCACCACCACACCAUUGAUCCUGAUCACAACCACCACGACGAAGACGACAACAAUGAUCAUAAAAACAACAAAUUCUACCCAUGCAAUUCCAUUGCCAACGUUAACAACGGUGAUAACAAUCUCGUCCAUGUAAACCAAUCAACAAGACUUUGAAAUCUCUUUCUUGAAAGUUCUCACAGUCCCUACUCGCUCACACCUCAAAACGCCUCCUUCAAUGGAUCGUAACAAAAAGGGUGCACCGGAGGAUAAGUUUUUUACCGAGUACGGAGAGGCAAGCCGAUAUGAGAUCCAAGAAGUUGUUGGAAAAGGAAGUUAUGGUAUUGUGGGUGCUGCCAUUGACACUCAUACUGGGGAAAAAGUUGCAAUCAAGAAAAUUAAUGAUGUUUUUGAGCAUGUAUCGGAUGCCACACGAAUCCUAAGAGAAAUAAAGCUACUUCGGUUGCUUCGACAUCCUGAUAUAGUAGAAAUUAGGCAUAUAAUGCUUCCUCCUUCUCGGAGAGAGUUCAAGGAUGUAUAUGUUGUAUUUGAGUUGAUGGAGUCUGACCUUCAUCAAGUCAUUAAAGCAAAUGAUGACCUUUCGCCUGAACACUACCAGUUUUUCUUGUACCAACUUCUUCGGGGUCUAAAAUACAUACAUUCAGCUAAUGUCUUUCAUCGCGACUUAAAGCCGAAAAAUAUUCUUGCUAAUGCUGAUUGUAAACUUAAGAUAUGCGAUUUUGGGCUUGCUCGAGUAUCAUUCAAUGAAGCCCCGUCAGCUAUUUUCUGGACUGACUACGUUGCAACUCGAUGGUAUCGUGCACCUGAACUAUGCGGUUCUUUCUUCUCAAAAUAUACCCCCGCUAUUGAUAUUUGGAGCAUUGGAUGCAUAUUUGCAGAAAUGCUCACUGGGAGGCCAUUGUUUCCUGGGAAAAAUGUGGUGCAUCAAUUAAAAUGUUAUUUGUCCUUUUUUCUUGACAUUCUUACUAAAUAAUUUUUAAACUUGAUUUCACAGAUUCGAAAUGAGAAGGCUAGAAGGUAUCUUAGUAGCAUGCGGAAAAAACAACCAGUUCCCUUCACCAAAAAAUUUCCAAAUGCAGAUGUGCUGGCUCUUCGUUUGCUGGAACGGCUACUUGCAUUUGAUCCUAAAGAUCGUCCAACAGCUGAAGAGGCAUUAGCUGAUCCUUACUUCAAUGGUUUGGCAAGUGUAGAUCGUGAACCAUCCACUCAGCCCAUUUCAAAGCUUGAGUUUGAGUUUGAGAGAAGGAAAUUGACCAAAGAUGAUGUCAGAGAGUUGAUUUAUCGAGAGAUUCUAGAGUAUCAUCCACAGAUGCUCCAAGAAUAUCUUCGUGGUGGAGAGCAAACAAGUGGUUUCAUGUAUCCAAGCGGAGUUGAUCGGUUUAAGCGACAAUUUGCACAUCUUGAGGAACUUCAAGGCAAAGGUGAACGAAGCACCCCGUUGCAGAGACAGAAUGUCUCCUUACCUAGGUAA